Molecule: messenger RNA, 1137 nt
Organism: Pneumocystis carinii B80
Lineage: Eukaryota; Fungi; Ascomycota; Pneumocystomycetes; Pneumocystales; Pneumocystaceae
Exons: 4
Coding region: 47-1093 (348 amino acids)
Biological process (GO): retrograde vesicle-mediated transport, Golgi to endoplasmic reticulum; Golgi organization; Golgi vesicle budding
Cellular component (GO): Golgi cisterna; trans-Golgi network; cytosol
Molecular function (GO): phosphatidylinositol-4-phosphate binding
Source: RefSeq, a predicted model, not a curated record
UUUUUGUAUUUUUUGAGGAUAUAUAUUGUUUAUUAUAUUGUUAAUUAUGUCUUCUGGUCUUUUCCGGCGGCGAGUUGGCAAUUCUGGGUCAAAUAGAUGUGGAGAAUUAUCAUCAACAAGAAGUUGUCAAGAAGGGUUAAAUAGAGAGUCUAUAGGAAAAGAAUACAGUGAUAUUGAUAAGAAGAAACAUAAGGUUGUUUUUGAUCCGCAAGAUCUUCAAGAAGAUGAAGAAAGAAGAAAGCAACCAUGUCUUACGUUGAUGGAGGAGGUGUUAUUAUUGGGGUUAAAAAAUAAACAGGGGUAUUUACCUUUUGGAAAUGAUAAUAUUUCAUAUAUUCUUCGUGGAUGUAUAAUUUUAGAGCUUGCAUUUAGAGGUAGGAUUCAAAUGUGCCGAGAUUCUCUUAGAAAGCGACAUCCAUUACCAGAACGUAUUGUGGAGGUAGUAAAUGAUAAGACUACGGGUGAAACGUUGUUAGAUGAAACACUUAAAAUGAUGAAAUCGAGUGAAAAGAUGACAAUUGGAACAUGGGUUGAUUUAAUGAGUGGGGAAACAUGGAAUUUUAUGAAAAUUGGAUAUCAAUUGAAGCAAGUUCGUGAGCGUUUAGCUAAAGGAUUGGUGGAUAAAGGAAUUCUUCGUACUGAAAAGCGGAAUUUUUUAUUAUUUGAUAUGACUACACAUCCUAUUUCAAACAGUUUUGUUAAAGAUGAUAUUCGUAAUCGUUUAAUGGUCAUGUUAACUGCACCUACAAUAGUUUUACCAACUAGUGUAUUUUUUCCAGAGACGAUACCAAUGAGACAUCUUCGUGUGAUUUCUUUAGUAUGUGCUGCUUACGCUGCAAAUGUUUUAGAGAAUGCUCUUUCUUCUGUUGAAUAUGAAGUUCGUGAACGUGCCUUCACUCGUGUUGAUGAGUUUUUCAAGGAUUUUUCUCAAUGGCCUUUUACAAUUAAAUAUAGUAGUAAUAUUAAUUGCGUUGAUUCUAGCCUAGCCGAUGUCAUACAGGAAGAAACAUCUGGAGGAAAAGAUAAAGAGUUGCAGCUUGAAGUUAUUGCUGCUGUUUUACAAAUAUUUACUCGGUUUGAUUGUAUUUUGUGAUCAUCUUACACUCUUUUUAUUCAUCUUUUUUGCUUUUUAUUUAC